Messenger RNA from Tachysurus vachellii, 999 nucleotides. It is a transcript of the gene rsph9, whose product is annotated as radial spoke head component 9. The coding region runs from base 106 to 936 and encodes 276 amino acids. Gene Ontology annotation, cellular component: radial spoke; axoneme. The record is from RefSeq and is a predicted model, not a curated record. Gene Ontology annotation, biological process: axoneme assembly; cilium movement involved in cell motility; motile cilium assembly. Lineage: Eukaryota; Metazoa; Chordata; Actinopteri; Siluriformes; Bagridae. The transcript is spliced from 5 exons.
CCGAGCACGCGAUCACGGAUAGAAGGCUCCAAACUAGCGUUAGUAAGCUAACGGCUUCACAAUAUAUUGAUCAUUGUACGUAAGUGUGUGUAUCAGGUUACAGAGAUGGACUCCAGGUCUUUAAUGUCAUUGGAUUUAAUGUGUGGGAACGGGCUGGCCCUGAGCACCGAGCACAAGGCAGCUCUACAAACAUCUCUGCUCAUUGUGAAGAGAAAUUACAAAUUUAACAAAGUCCUGUUCUGGGGAAAGAUCCUGGGAAUUAAAAAUGAUUAUUUCAUAGCUCAAGGGGUCGGAGAAGAUGAAAUGAAGGACAAAAAGUACUUAUACAGUUUUAAUUGCAUGAAUUGGCACUUGCUUCCUCAUGCCACCGAGGCCCUGGCAGAGGAGGUGGCUGUGGUGGCUACGGGACGUUUUAUGGGUGAUCCAGCUCACAUAUACGAGCACACUGAAGUACAGCACCGGGGAGAGGGAGAAGAUGCUGUGGAGGAGGAAGUCACGGUGAAAGUGAGUGAAGAGAAACGGCUAGCUGUGGCUGUGUUUACCAUCGAUAAAGAGGUGGCCUUUGUGCCACGAGGCGCAUACAUUAAGAGCCCUCAUGGCACUGUUCAGACUAACCGCAGCUUUGAGGGCCUAAGCCCUACAGAGGUAACGAAGUUAAACAAUUAUUUACACUUCACUGAACCCAAAAACCUGAAGAAGAAAUCCAUUUUACAAAUGGCUGAUCUUAACCCUUCCAUUGACUUCCUGGAUCCUCUAAGUGAUGACAUUCCCAAAGGAUCAUGGAGUUUACAGUUCGAACAUGGCAGCAGAGUCUGUGUUAUCAGGAGUCUGCUGUGGCUCGGUUUGACCUUCAUCCACAUACCCGCAACCCCGGAACACGGUUACAUCUACGUGGGAGACGGCCUCAAGAACCUGGACCUGCCUGUCAUGAUGUAGAGAGAUUAAAGUGAAAGAUGAAUUCAUUCCUUUAAAUACGUUAACGGUGUCAUAAGCUUUCUU